CUCGUUGAAAGAUAUUGGAUAUUGGGGCAGCACAUACUUGAUUUAAGCGCUACUGGGUUUGUAAACAGCUCGAAAUAACUAUAUAUAAGCCUUCCCAAUUGGAUAUUUCCUCUACGAAAGUUACAAUUUUACUGGAGAAACGUUUUGCUACAGGACGUACAGCUCUCAGUCGGUCAAUACUAUCACUCUCCAAACGGACAACUGUGUGGUAGGUCUAACUGCUUCGAUCAACUGCUAUAGCUCAGGUUGCUGCAACUGCAGCGCUACUUAUCUCAUUCGAUCAUAUACCCUGGACCUGUGGGAAACUUUGGGCAUUCUUCCGUGUCGUGCAACUUGGCAAUCUUAGCCAUAGUCUUAAGGAUCCUAUCUUUUAAUAAUAUUCGAAGCUGAUAUGUUUAUUCCAAGAGUGAUGAGAGUUGUUGACGUACCCUUUCUUGUACCGUGUAGAUUUAGUCGACGUAGACUUCCACCGGAAUAUACGAAGCAGUAUCUGGAGAAGAUAAGCAGUGAAUCACUGGAUAAGUACAGGAAAUCAAACUUCGUUCCUUAUCCGGCGCUGAAUAAAGCGAAAUUGUGGGAAGUUAAACCAAAAGAGCCAAAAGAGGAGACAAGACGUCUGUAUCAAGAGCUCGUGCCACAUAAUAUUGACCCAAGAUAUCGUGAUCGUUUACGUGAACGUCUUGAACGACGCGAAAUGAUGUUACGUCGGCAAAUUUUAGAUAUACCAGAAUUUUAUGUAGGUUCAGUAGUCGCCGUAAAGACUGCUGAUAAAUUUGCUCCCAAUCAAACGCAUCGUUUCUUGGGUAUUUGUACAGAACGGUAUAACGAAGGUUUAUGGACACGAUUCACUCUCCGCAAUGUUGUUGACAAGACAGCUGUUGAAAUUCAGUACGAAUUAUACAAUCCAACUAUACAGUCUGUUGAAGUAUUUUUACUAGAGAAGCGUUUAGAUCAAAACCUUUUGUACUUACGUGAUGCUCCACUGGAAGAAAGUCGAUUUCCAUUUAACAUGUCGCGUACACCUUAUAACCCUGCUGAUCCUGUCCCGGUUAAUGAUAAAAAAGUAAAGUUACUUCCACCACCGUGGAAAUUCAAAUGGUAUUUACAUGGUUACCGAGGGAUACACGAUAGUAUGUUUGAUUAUUUAUCACCGGAACAGUUUUCUGAAAUUCAGUACAAAAUAACUCUUGUUGACCGAUAUGAUCUGAUGAAGAUGUAUAGAUCACGUUUAUGUUUGGAAGAAGAACAAAUCGCCCUGGGUGACGUCCAAAUUCAGCAUCAAGAUCUUGUACGCUUUCAUGAGCAGCGUCAGCAAGAAGAGGUUGAAAAGCAUAAAAAAACUAAAAAGAUUGAUAAAGUUGCUGCCCAUAGUGGUCAUUAGUCUUGUAUGUAAUUUUAAGUAGAUAUUUUGCUGGCUUACUUUGUCUUUGUAAAUACAUAUAUUAACAUUA
This is a messenger RNA of Heterobilharzia americana, 1451 nucleotides long. NCBI's taxonomy places the organism in Eukaryota, Metazoa, Platyhelminthes, Trematoda, Strigeidida, Schistosomatidae. The record is from the annotation of a GenBank genome assembly.